Molecule: messenger RNA, 1923 nt
Organism: Cyphellophora attinorum
Lineage: Eukaryota; Fungi; Ascomycota; Eurotiomycetes; Chaetothyriales; Cyphellophoraceae
Product: putative electron transfer flavoprotein-ubiquinone oxido, mitochondrial
Exons: 4
Coding region: 1-1923 (640 amino acids)
Biological process (GO): electron transport chain
Cellular component (GO): mitochondrial inner membrane
Molecular function (GO): iron-sulfur cluster binding; electron-transferring-flavoprotein dehydrogenase activity
Source: RefSeq, a predicted model, not a curated record
AUGUCUCUCAAGCAGAUAUCGCAGCCUCUCGCAAGGCUUAGCGCCUCUGCGACAGCAUCAGUCAGGCUCUGCAGAGCUUCCCGACCUCUUGCAGCAUCAGCUCGAGCUGUACAACGCUCUCAAAGAUGCGGUCCUCGCCCGGUCUUCCUCGCGGGCCAGCGGAGAGCCUUUUCCUCGGCGAUACGCCACCGUUACGCUGACGUCGAAGAAGCCUUCGAUCCAGCCUCGGUCGAACGAGAAGCUGAUGAGGUGGACGUAUGCAUAGUCGGCGGUGGGCCAGCCGGCCUCAGUGCUGCCAUACGAUUGAAGCAGCUCGCGAACGAAGAGGGCAAUGAAGAGUUUCGGGUGGUCGUACUAGAGAAGGCCGCCGAAGUGGGCAAUCACAUACUAUCAGGCAACGUCCUAGAGCCUCGAGCUAUAAACGAGCUGCUACCAGACUGGCUAGCAGAGGACAACGAGAACCGCUUCCAGCAUGUAACACCUGCAGGCAAGGACAAGAUGCGGUUUCUCACCAAGACAGGCUCAAUACCUUUGCCUGCGCCUCCACAAAUGCACAACCAUGGUAACUACAUCAUAUCACUUUCGCAAUUCUCAAAGUGGCUAGGCGAGCGCGCCGAAGAAAUUGGAGUCGAGGUUUACGCCGGAUUUGCUGGCGCCGAAGUACUGUAUGGCCAUGACGGAGCCGUGAAAGGUGUCGCAACCAACGACCAGGGCGUUGGCCGCGAUGGCAAAGCCAAGGCCAACUUCGAGCGUGGCAUGGAAUUUCACGCACGCGUGACCCUGCUGGCCGAGGGCUGCCACGGGUCUCUCACCAAAAGAGUCAUGAAGAAAUACGACCUGCGUCGGGAAUCAUCCCCACAGACCUACGGUCUCGGCGUAAAAGAGGUAUGGGAAGUGCAACCAGAGAAGUUCAAAAGCGGCGAGAUCUCCCACUCCAUGGGCUAUCCGCUGUCCAAGAACACUUAUGGCGGUGGCUGGAUGUACCACUUCGGCGAUAAUUUGGUUUCUAUCGGCCUGGUCGUGGGCCUUGACUACUCUAACCCAUGGAUUGCUCCAUACGGCGAGUUUCAGCGCAUGAAGCUUCAUCCCUUCUACAAGUCUGUUCUGGAGGGCGGCAAGUGCAUCGCCUAUGGUCGCUUUCCCUGGCGGCGCCUCAUCGGCGACACCGCUGGCUUCUUGAACGUCCCCAAGAUCAAAGGCACCCACACCUCCAUGAAGUCUGGCAUGCUAGCCGCGGAGGCCGCAUACACAGCAAUCAAGAAUACCAGCACCGACUCUGGCUCCGUCUUCCUGUACGACUACGAAAAGUCUCUACGGGAGUCAUGGAUAUGGUCCGAGCUCAAAGCUGUGCGGAACAUGCGUCCGUCCUUCCACACGUCGCUCGGCAUAUACGGAGGCAUUAUGUAUUCGGGCCUCGAGGCGUACAUCUUCCGCGGCAAAGUGCCGUGGACCUUGCCCCAUCCGAAGUCCGACGCUGCGGCCACAAAGCCUGCCGACCAAUUUCAAAAGAUCGAGUAUCCGAAGCCAGACGGUGAAAUCACCUUCGACAUCCUCACCAGUGUGAGUCGGACCGGAACAAACCAUGAAGAAGACCAGCCCGUGCACCUACAGGUCAAGGACUGGGAUGCGCAUGCACAAAAGGCAUGGCCAGUGUACAAGGGCAUCGAGAAUCGAUUUUGUCCAGCGGGUGUGUAUGAGUAUGUCGAGGACGAUACCAAGGAUCUGGGCGUGAGGUUCCAGAUCAAUGCGCAGAACUGCAUUCACUGCAAGACCUGCGACAUCAAGGUCCCGACGCAGGACAUUAAUUGGCAAACCCCACAGGGUGCCGAAGCCCAGCAGCAGCACGUCCAGGAGAUCCUACCAGCCAUCUCAGAGCUUCUCGACGAGAUCUGGCUGCUGGUUUUGUCUAGCACUGACCAGUAA